Wyeomyia smithii (pitcher-plant mosquito) is the source of this 1434-nucleotide messenger RNA. Its product is annotated as gelsolin-like. Bases 153 to 1322 code for a protein of 389 amino acids. Gene Ontology annotation, molecular function: phosphatidylinositol-4,5-bisphosphate binding; actin filament binding. The record is from RefSeq and is a predicted model, not a curated record. The transcript is spliced from 3 exons. Gene Ontology annotation, biological process: barbed-end actin filament capping; actin polymerization or depolymerization; actin filament severing. Gene Ontology annotation, cellular component: cytoplasm; actin cytoskeleton. NCBI's taxonomy places the organism in Eukaryota, Metazoa, Arthropoda, Insecta, Diptera, Culicidae.
GAGUACAGCCUAUAGUACAGCUAAACACAAACAACGAUCGCGAAGCUAUUGCUAUAAAUUGACUCCUAGAUCGACUUCAGUCUGAACGGAGAAGUUGAGCGAAGCGGACACACUGAAUAGCAGCGGCAAUUUACAGAUACAACAACGGAAAAAUGUUUCAUCUCAAAUCACUGGCGGCUCUGGCCAUCACCUUGAGCGUCGCCUUUACAGCGACUGUUCCCAGUGGAAACCCAAGCCGAAAGCUGAACAUUCCAGCCUUCAACAACGCCGGCCAAUCGAAAGGAUUAGAAGUUUGGCGUGUAGAAAGAUUCCAACCCGUUGCCGUACCGAAAGCGGAAUUCGGAAAGUUCUAUACCGGUGACUCGUACAUAAUUCUAAAUACCAUUGAAGAUAAGAACAAGAAAAAAUCGUACGAUGUUCACUUUUGGUUGGGAUUGAAGACCAGCCAAGAUGAAGCCGGUUCGGCAGCAAUUCUCACCGUCCAAUUGGAUGACCUACUGAACGGAGUUCCGGUGCAACACCGUGAGGUCGAAGGAUCGGAAUCCAAUCUUUUCCUAAGCUACUUCAAAGGAGGUGUUCGCUAUCUGGAGGGUGGAGUCGAUUCCGGCUUCAAGCAUGUUGACACCAAUGCCGCCAAACCGAAACGUCUAUUCCAGGUCAAGGGUGCCAAAAAUAUUCGCCUUCGCCAGGUCGAACUGGCUGUAUCCGCCAUGAACAAAGGUGAUUGUUUCAUCCUGGACACCGACCGAAACAUUUACGUGUACGUUGGUCCGAAAGCAAACCGCGUUGAGAAACUGAAGGCAAUCAACGUCGCUAAUGACGUCCGUGAUCAGGACCACAAUGGACGUGCGACGGUUCAUAUCAUAGACGAAUUCUCAUCGCUUACUGACCAGGAGGACUUCUUCAAGUUGCUCGGUUCAGGUUCACCCAGUCUGGUUCCGGAGCAAUCCGCCGCCAAGGAAGACGCUGCCUUCGAAAAGGCCGAUGCAGCUCUGGUUUCCCUCUACAAAGUUACCGAUUCGAAAGGUGGCAAACUGACGGUCGAACAGAUCACUCAAAAACCACUGAAACAAGAAAUGCUCAAAAGUGAAGAUUCGUUCAUUUUGGACAGCGGUUCCGGACUGUACGUUUGGAUCGGCAAAACGGCAUCCCAGCAGGAAAAGACACAGGCUUUGGUCCGAGCUCAGGAAUUUAUCAAGACCAAAAAGUAUCCGGCCUGGACACCGGUGGAACGAAUUGUGCAGAACGCCGAAACCGCACCCUUUAAACAUUUCUUCCAGACGUGGCGUGAUGCAGGAUCCACCGGAUCCAGAUUAGUUUAAUCUGUAAUUUGGGUUCCUGAAAGUAGAUCUGAAAAAUUUUAGCGGAUAAUGAGAUUAUUAAAUCGCUUACUCGAAGUAAUGAACAAAUAAUAAACCAUGUUUUCAUAUUGAA